Molecule: messenger RNA, 1236 nt
Organism: Eutrema salsugineum
Lineage: Eukaryota; Viridiplantae; Streptophyta; Magnoliopsida; Brassicales; Brassicaceae
Product: heat stress transcription factor A-6b
Exons: 2
Coding region: 1-1236 (411 amino acids)
Biological process (GO): regulation of transcription by RNA polymerase II
Cellular component (GO): nucleus
Molecular function (GO): DNA-binding transcription factor activity; RNA polymerase II cis-regulatory region sequence-specific DNA binding
Source: RefSeq, a predicted model, not a curated record
AUGGAUCCUUCAUAUAGAUUCAUAAAAGAGGAGUUUCCUACAGGAUUCAAUGAUUCUCCAUCACCACCAUCUUCUUCAACUCCCUCUUACUUCUAUUCAACCUCCAUGGCCCCUAAUGAUCCAACUACAUUGAGCUCUCCUCAACCAAUAGAAGGUCUCCACGAAUCAGGGCCACCUCCAUUUCUGACAAAGACAUAUGAUUUAGUGGAAGAUUCAAGAACCAACCAUGUCGUGUCUUGGAGCCAGGCCAGUAACAGCUUCGUCGUCUGGGAUCCACAAGCCUUUUCCAUGACUCUCCUCCCAAGAUUCUUCAAGCACAAUAACUUCUCUAGCUUUGUUCGCCAGCUCAACACAUAUGGUUUCAGAAAGGUGAAUCCAGAUCGAUGGGAGUUUGCAAAUGAAGGGUUUCUUAGAGGGCAAAAGCAUCUCCUCAAGACCAUAAGGAGAAGAAAGACAAGUAACAAUAAUAAAAUGCAACAACCUCAAUCAUCUUCUCAACAACAAUCACUAGACAAUUGUUGCAUAGAAGUUGGUAGGUAUGGUUUAGAUGGAGAGAUGGACAGCUUGAAGCGAGACAAACAAGUGCUGAUGACGGAGCUAGUGAAAUUGAGACAACAACAACAAAACACCAAAAUGUAUCUUACAUUGAUUGAAGAGAAGCUCAAGAAAACUGAAUCAAAACAACAACAAAUGAUGAGCUUCCUCGCCCGCGCAAUGCAGAAUCCGGAAUUCAUUCAGCAGCUAGUCGAUCAAAAGGAGAAGAGGAAGGAGAUUGAAGACGCAAUCAGCAAGAAGAGACAAAGACCUAUCGAUCAAGGUACAAGAAAUGUGGUUAAUGUGGAGGAUUAUGAUGAUGAUGGUGGUGGUGGAGGUGGUAGUUAUGGAAGGUAUAUGAACGAUGCUGGAUCCUCCUCGGCAUUUGUUGAUAUAAAGCAAGAAACAUAUGGAGUCAUAUCUCAAUUCGAGAUGUCAGAAUUGGACAGACUUGCUAUGCACAUUCAAGGACUUGGAGCUCAGUCCGAUCAGUCCAAUAAGGAAGAUAUAUUGGAUCUGGAAAAGGGAAAUGAAGUGGAACAACAACAAGAUGGGUUCCAAAAGGAGAACAACGAUAUUUAUGGUGAAGGUUUUUGGGAAGAUUUGCUAAAUGAAGGUCAAAAUUUUGAUUUUGAAGGAGAUGAAGAAAAUGUUGAUGUGCUAAUAGAGCAACUUGGUUAUCUGGGUUCUGAUUCACAAUAA